GUUCAGUCUUCACAAGAAAUCCCAAAAAUAUGAAGAAAAUUUUUCUUGGAUUUGUUUGUCUCAGUGCAAUCAUUUGUGCAUCAUCAGCACAAUAUGGUGUUUGGUCUUCGGAAUUCAUCGAAGCCAGAGAAGAUAUGUUGAAAAACGCGAAUGAAUGGUUUCUAGAACUAGACGCUGCUUACUUCAAAUUUUACAGUGAAGCACGCGACAGCAUGGAAAGUCUACUAUCACCUUUGGCAACAGUUUUUACCGGUUUUAGGGUAGCAUUUGAGUUCGUACCCCAAGAAGACUUGCCAGAGGAACUUUCUCAGAAUUUUAAUGAUUUUUUUGAGCUAGUCAAUUCAACAUUUACUGGCUUACCUGUUACAGCAUCGAUGUCUCUGUCAAUGUUAACUUCUACAAUUAUGUCUAUGGGAAUGACAUUGCCAUUAGCAUCAGUAGCACAAAAUUUCGAGAUGAAUAUGGCUAUGGAGUUAAGUACAAUUUUUAUGGAAUUAACUAAUCCGACAGAACCGAUAUCAGAAUCAUGCAAGGCUCACAUUUUAAACCAGUUUACUUCAAAUUAUGAAGCGACUAAAAAUAAAUCACUGGAUGAUCUUGAAUUGAACAGGAAAUAUUUAGGAAAUUCAUUCAGUGUUGCAAAUAUGGCUGCAGAUAUGGUAACUAAAGACACUCAAGUCCUUGCUGAUAAAGUUAAUGCAUGUCAUCCAGACCAAGAGAUGAGUGCAAGAAUUCAAUGUUUCCAAGAUAUUGCAUCAUCAGCACAAUAUGGUGUUUGGUCUUCGGAAUUCAUCGAAGCCAGAGAAGAUAUGUUGAAAAACGCGAAUGAAUGGUUUCUAGAACUAGACGCUGCUUACUUCAAAUUUUACAGUGAAGCACGCGACAGCAUGGAAAGUCUACUAUCACCUUUGGCAACAGUUUUUACCGGUUUUAGGGUAGCAUUUGAGUAUGUACCCCAAGAAGACUUGCCAGAGGAACUUUCUCAGAAUUUUACUGAUUUUUUUGAGCUAGUCAAUUCAACAUUUACUGGCUUACCUGUUACAGCAUCGAUGUCUCUGUCAAUGUUAACUUCUACAAUUAUGUCUAUGGGAAUGACAUUGCCAUUAGCAUCAGUAGCACAAAAUUUCGAGAGGAAUAUUGCUAUGGAGUUAAGUACAAUUUUUAUGAAAUUUACUAAUCCGACAGAACCGACAGAACCGAUAUCAGAAUCAUGCAAGGCUCAUAUUUUGAACCAGUUUACUUCAAAUUAUGAAGCGACUAAAAAUAAAUCACUGGAUGAUCUUGAAUUGAACAGGAAAUAUUUGGGAAAUUCAUUCAGUGUUGCAAAUAUGGCUGCAGAUAUGUUAACUAGAGACACUUUUGUCCUUGCUGAUGAAAUUCGUGUAUGUGGAAAUCCAGAAGUAGUCCAGACCACGAGUGCAAGAAUUCAAUGUGUCCAAGAUAUUGUUGACGAAUAUGCAACUUGCAGUACUUGUCCAUAUAAGAACAGCUUAAAUUAUGCAUCUUCACAAAUUUCAACUGUUGGAAGCAACAUUUACAUGGAAAUGUCAAUGGGAGGAAUGGGCAUGCCAAUGUCAAACCCAUACCUUUUCGAAUUUUUAAAAUCAACUUGUCCUUAAGUUGAUAAACUUAGCCACUUUCUGUUUCAUUUUGAAAUAAAUAAAGAAGGAUUAAGAGAAUUUCAUUGGCACAAAGAAGCGUUUGUUCAUUUCGCUGAAAAUUUUUGUGCAAAUUCAAGUAAUCAGAAAAUAAUUUUUAUCAGUGACCUUUACGAUAUGAUGAAAAUAGUAGAAAAAAUAUUAAACUUUCUUCAAUAACCUGAGUUAAACAACCUGAGACAAACAACCUGAGAUAAAAAGAAAAUUUACAA
Messenger RNA from Clunio marinus, 1870 nucleotides. The record is from the annotation of a GenBank genome assembly. Lineage: Eukaryota; Metazoa; Arthropoda; Insecta; Diptera; Chironomidae.